Oncorhynchus mykiss (rainbow trout) is the source of this 2399-nucleotide messenger RNA. The record is from RefSeq and is a predicted model, not a curated record. Lineage: Eukaryota; Metazoa; Chordata; Actinopteri; Salmoniformes; Salmonidae.
UAGAUGAAUAUCUGGAGUGAGCGGGGUUGGCUCCAAUCCAAGCCAUUACCUUUACUGCCUCCACCGGUGGAGUCUUUGCCAGUAGCCUACAUACAUUUCAGUGAGGAGUAUAGUUCUUUCAUGUCUCCCGGUUGCAUAGAGAGAGAGGAGAGAAAUCCGAAAUACGAGGGAUGUCAAACCGAACAGAUCUGAAGGGUGUGAAAAGCCAACGACUUCCUCCACGAGAACUUGCCAAUGGAAUAAUCUGAUUUGUAAACAUAUUGUACCGUUUUUGCGUUGCACUUUUUUCCCCACCUAAACAGUAAGGAAUGUGGGCUUUUCUGAGUGGAAAAUUAUUUAGUGUUCUUUCAGCACCAGUGAUUGUAGCUGUCGUUUGUUGCGCACAAAGCGUGAAUGAACCAGGGAACAUGUCUUUUGUGAAAGAGACGGUGGACAAACUACUAAAGGGAUAUGAUAUUCGUCUUCGACCAGACUUUGGAGGGGCCCCUGUUGCAGUUGGCAUGAGUAUAGAUGUGGCGAGCAUAGACAUGGUAUCCGAAGUCAACAUGGACUACACUUUAACCAUGUACUUCCAGCAGUACUGGAGGGACAAGAGGCUGGCGUACUUAGGGAUCCCACUGAACCUCACCCUGGAUAACCGGGUAGCAGAUUCACUCUGGGUCCCUGACACCUACUUCCUGAAUGACAAGAAGUCCUUCGUCCACGGUGUGACGGUCAAGAACCGCAUGAUCCGCCUCCACCCGGAUGGAACAGUGCUCUACGGCCUGAGGAUCACAACGACGGCAGCCUGUAUGAUGGACCUGAGGAGGUACCCUCUGGACGAGCAGAACUGCACUCUGGAGAUCGAGAGCUAUGGAUACACGACAGAUGACAUUGAGUUCUACUGGAAGGGAGGAGACAAUGCGGUGACGGGGGUGACACGCAUUGAGCUGCCACAGUUCUCCAUAGUGGACUACAAGCUGGUGUCCAGAAAUGUUGUCUUUUCCACAGGUGCCUACCCACGACUGUCUUUGAGCUUCAAGCUAAAGAGGAACAUCGGCUACUUUAUCCUGCAGACCUACAUGCCAUCCAUCCUGAUCACCAUCUUGUCCUGGGUCUCCUUCUGGAUCAAUUACGAUGCCUCGGCUGCAAGAGUGGCAUUAGGGAUCACCACUGUGCUCACCAUGACCACCAUCAACACCCAUCUGAGAGAGACGCUCCCCAAGAUCCCCUACGUCAAGGCCAUCGACAUGUACCUGAUGGGCUGCUUCGUCAUGGUCUUCCUGGCCCUGCUGGAGUACGCCUUCGUCAACUACAUCUUCUUCGGCCGAGGACCACAAAUGCAGAAGAAGCUGGCAGAGAAAGCCGAGAGGGCCAACAAUGAGAGGGCGGCCAAAUAUGACACCAAUCGGGUAAGUCUUCAUGAAGAUCUCUGUCGAGAUGCUCUAACUUCUUCAAAGUUCUUCCAAGUUGUCGGGCGUUAUCUUUGCGGUCCGCACACUCUUAUGACGGCAGAUCAGAAACUCUAUAAAUAUGGUGACCAUCAUGUUGUCGUAGCUCCAGAUAAUACAUCAAUGUUCUACUUCCGUCUCCAGGCGGAGUCCCACGGUAAUAUCCUGCUGACCACCCUGGAGAUCCAUAACGAGGUGGCAGGAAAUGAGGUCACCACCAGCCUGGCGGACAGCAGGAACUCCUCCGUCAUGGGAUUUGACAACACCAGCACAGGUACCGGCGUCCAGUGCAGGAAGGCGAGCCGGUCCUCGGGUCCUCGCCACAGCCUCGACAGGCACGCCCAGCUCAAGAGGCACAAAUUGCGGCGGCGCUCGUCGCAGCUCAAAAUCAAAAUCCCUGACCUGACGGACGUAAACGCCAUCGACAGGUGGUCGCGGAUUAUCUUCCCCUCCGUUUUCUCCCUCUUUAAUCUAAUCUACUGGAUGUAUUAUGUCAACUGAUUGACUGAUUUUAGGGUUAGGUGGUGUUAAGAGUAUUUUAAUUUUUUUUCCCUUCGUCAUUGUUUUGUCUUUUUUACGCGACAGGAAAUGUUUUGCUAUCGAGAAACAAAGGACUGCCUCUAUAUGGCACAGACAAAAUUAUUUGACUUCUUUGUUAAAGUUUUUAUAUUUGCAGUCAUACUCAAAUUAUGGAUUGCGGUGGAUUGCUAAUUCUUAAAAUGGUGUACAGAACUAUGUGCAUAAAUACCCAUACCGUAGGACUGGUACUGUAUAUUUCCCAGUAGUCUUGCCCCUCUGUAGUUUGAUAAUGGAGAUCUUUAUACCCAAUUCAAUAUUUGCAAGAAAGAAAAGGUCAUUCUUACAUUGUUUUUUUUGUUUUUUUAACAAACCCAAAUAAAAUAAAAAUGUUAUGUAAUGUAUUACACUUGAAAAUUAUAUUAUCUGACCAAGACAAAAAAUAUAUAUACA